UUUUCUAAGCUUUUCCAUUAAAGUCUGCUUCUUCUUCAAUCAAAUCCGAAUUUCACUCCUCCAUGGCCAUGGCGGCUUCCAACCACGUGAAAGUUACAGAGGUAUGCAGAGUCAAACCUGCACCAAAUCCGUCGGAGAAGAAGACGAUCUCCUCCUCCUCCUCCGAAACUAACAAUUACUUUCCUCUCACUUUUUUUGACACAAUUUGGCUCCGAUUCCCCCCCACGCAGCGAAUCUUCUUCUACGAAAUCAACCAUUUAUCAUCUGAUCUUUUCUACACCACCAUUCUCCCUAACCUCAAGCAUUCACUCUCUCUCACCCUUCAACACUAUCCCUCCCUCGCCGGAAAUCUCACGUGGCAUCCCGAAACCGCCAACCCAGUUAUCCGUUACUCUGUUGACGACAAGGACGACGACGGCGACGGCGUCCCAUUCUCAGUAGCCGAGUCCUGCACCCUCGACUUUGAUUCACUCUCCACCGACGAUGUUAAAGAAGCCAAACACUUGCAUCAUCUUUUGCCCGAU
Messenger RNA from Impatiens glandulifera, 524 nucleotides. Its product is annotated as coumaroyl-CoA:anthocyanidin 3-O-glucoside-6''-O-coumaroyltransferase 1-like. NCBI's taxonomy places the organism in Eukaryota, Viridiplantae, Streptophyta, Magnoliopsida, Ericales, Balsaminaceae. The transcript has a single exon. The record is from RefSeq and is a predicted model, not a curated record. The annotation marks the transcript as partial.